AUGGAACCAGAACGGCGGCGGAGGCGGCCGGCAGUCUCCUGCGUCCUCUGCCGAAGACGCAAGAUCCGGUGCGACAAAGAAUCGCCAUGUGGCAACUGCAAGAAAUCCAAGAACGCCACGUGCGUCUACCGGGACGCCCCGCCCGCCGCGUCUCAGACUCAGACCCGCCGACGGCAGCGGGACAACAAUGCUGUCGAGCCAAGUCGUCAGCCAUCCGGAGCCGAGCCCGCGUCCCCCUUAACUCCGAGCACUGGCCCACCAUCGGCCCCCUCGGUCGGGGGGCAAAGCCGCCCUAGACCGCCCCGGCCGACGACGACGCCGACGACCACCACUGCGACCGGACACGGCACCGACUGUGGCUCACCGCAAAGCGAGGGCAUGCUCCAGCCCGAGGCCAGUCGGACCUUGCCGGACAAGGCAUCUGUGUCGGCAUGCCCGUCCAUGGUCGUCGCUCCAAGCUCAGCCUCCCGCGUCCAGACGAAGGAGAUAGGCUUCUUGUGCGACUAUGCUCUGCACUGCGAGCUUCGUCCGGUGAAGGAGUCCCACCAGACGGUCACCAGGAGCGUCACUCACAAGACCCGUCUGUUUGGGCAGAGCCAUUGGGUCAAUGCCAUGGCACUACUCCAUGACAUGUUUGACUUCCUGGACCGUAACUUGCGCGACGAGUCGUCCAGGGUCUUUGCGCUGGAGAAACGGUGCAAAGCCCUCUCAAAAACCAUCAAGGCUCGUCGCGCCCCGCCUUGGCCCUGUCCGCCCACCCCGGAGCUGCCCGCCAAGGUGAUCGCCGACACGCUGGUCGAAUGCUACUUGACCAUCAGCGAGCCCGUCUUCCGCGUCCUGCAUAUCCCGAGCUUCAGGCGCGAUUACGAGGCGGUCUGGGACCCAACAAGCACUCAUGACCCUGCCUUUCUAGUCCAGCUCAAGUUGGUCCUGGCAAUCGGCGCAACCGCGUAUGACUCCGCCUUCUCCUUGCGAGCCUCCGCCAUGCGAUGGGUGUACGAAGCGCACACCUGGCUCUCGGCGCCGGAAUUCAAGUCCCGGCUCGCCAUCUCGUCCCUGCAGACCAGCAUCCUGCUCCUGUUGGCCCGCGAGACCGUAGGCGUGGGGGAGGACUUGGUCUGGAUAACUCUGGGAACAACUCUUCGCAUGGCCAUCUACAUGGGCCUGCACCGCGAACCGACAACCCUCAAACCAAAGGGCAUCACCCCGUUCGUGGCCGAGAUGCGUCGGCGCUUGUGGAACACCAUCCUCGAACUGGUGCUGCAGUCGAGCCUCAGCGCCGGCGGACCGUCGCUAAUCAGCCUGAGCGACUUCGACACCGAGCCGCCCCGAAAUUUCGACGACGAGCAGCUGACCGGCGAGGACCCCGUCCCGCAGCCGGAAGACCGGUUCACGCAGAGCACCAUCGCCGUCGCUCUGCGCAAGAUGCUGCCCAUCCGCCUAACCAUCCUGAAGUACACCAACGACCUCUCUUCCCGCACAAACUACGCCGAGACGCUCGGGCUCGACUUCGAGCUCCGCGAGGCGUACAAGACGCUCACCCGCACGCUGCAAGCGCACCGGACCCCCGCGGGCGGGCCGUCCGACCUCGCGCUGCGGUCCGUCGACAUCAUCGUGCGCCGGUACUUCCUGGUGCUGCACCUGCCCUUCUUCGGGCCGGCGCUGCGCGAGACCGCGUACGCCUUCUCGCGCCGCGUGGUCGUCGACUCGGCCGUGCGGGUCUGGCGCGCCGCGUUCCCCGCGCCGCUCGUCGCCACGUCGCCCGUCGCCGCGUCGUCGUCGUCGUCGCCCGAGAAGAACAACAACAACAACAACAACAACAACAACAACAACAACAACAACAACAACAACAACAACGACGGGGACCCGCUCGGCCGCGUCGCGCUGUGCGGGCACUUCUUCCGCACCAUCGCGAUCCAGGCCUUCGUCGUCGUCGCCGUCGAGCUCCGCACGCUCGUCCGCGACGAGCAGAGCCUCGGCCUCGGCCUCGGCAUCGGCCCCGGCCCCGUCGACCUGCGCCCGGACCUGCUCGCCGUGCUGCACGACUUCCGCGCCUACACCUGGCGCGCCAUGGAGACCGGCGAGAUGAACACCAAGGGCUACCUCAUUGCCUGCAUGGUGGCCACGCAGGUCGAUGCGCUCCGCCGGGGGAUGAGCGAGCGCGAGGCGGCCGUGCUGUUCGUGAAAACUGCCGAGGACGCCGAGCUGCAGGCUCUUGCCUUGUUUGAGCGCAUCGAGGCCGGGUAUCGGGCGCAGGCCGGCAACGCCGCUGGCGUGGGCGUUGAUGCGGUCGGCGGCAUGUUCCAGACUCCGCCCGAGCUCGCCCCGGAGGAUUGGGAUUAUAUGGUGUCGGAUUUCUCGGAUUUCUUCUUCAACCAGCCCGGCCCCGAACCUACGACCUGGAUGUUUCCGUCAAACAUUGGGUAG
Messenger RNA from Thermothielavioides terrestris NRRL 8126, 2427 nucleotides. RefSeq lists its product as uncharacterized. The transcript has 4 exons. Gene Ontology annotation, cellular component: nucleus. Gene Ontology annotation, molecular function: protein binding; zinc ion binding; RNA polymerase II cis-regulatory region sequence-specific DNA binding. The record is from RefSeq and is a predicted model, not a curated record. Gene Ontology annotation, biological process: DNA-templated transcription; regulation of transcription by RNA polymerase II. The coding region runs from base 1 to 2427 and encodes 808 amino acids. NCBI's taxonomy places the organism in Eukaryota, Fungi, Ascomycota, Sordariomycetes, Sordariales, Chaetomiaceae.